Prunus armeniaca (apricot) is the source of this 276-nucleotide messenger RNA. The record is from the annotation of a GenBank genome assembly. Lineage: Eukaryota; Viridiplantae; Streptophyta; Magnoliopsida; Rosales; Rosaceae.
AUGAAGAUGCAAAGGGUAAAGAGAAAAAGUCUUUUGAACAACCAACCUGACAUAAGGAUUAUAGCUCGCCCACUUAGAGCAGAUGGUGAUUCUCGGACGGGGAAAAGCGGCACUCGAAAUCUAUUAAACAACACCAAGAACAAAGCCAUACCAUGCCCUCGGGAUAAACUAGUGAUGAUUGCCAUGAAUGCUGCCCUCGAGGAUGUGUACAAGAGGGUCUUUGCCGAUUCCUAUCAACAUGGUGCACCUCUCAAGGGUGAGACUUUGACCGAAUGA